AUGAUUGUGCUAUUAUUCUUUGCCUUGCUCUGGAUGGUGGAGGGAGUCCUUGGCCAGCUGCACUACACUGUGCAGGAAGAGCAGGAGCAUGGCACGUUCGUGGGCAAUAUCGCCGAAGAUCUGGGCUUGGACAUUACAAAACUUUCGGCUCGCCGUUUCCAGACGGUGCCCAAUUCGAGGACCCCUUACUUGGACCUUAACCUGGAGACCGGGGUGCUGUACGUGAACGAGAAGAUCGACCGCGAACAGAUCUGUAAACAGAGCCCUUCGUGCGUCCUGCACCUGGAGGUCUUCCUGGAGAACCCGCUAGAGCUGUUCCGGGUGGAGAUAGAAGUGUUGGACAUAAAUGACAACCCACCAGCCUUCCCAGAGCCUGACCUGACUGUGGAGAUCUCAGAGAGCGCCACACCGGGCACCCGCUUCCCACUGGAGAGCGCCUUCGACCCAGACGUGGGCACCAACUCCCUGCGCGACUACGAGAUCACCCCCAACAGCUACUUUUCUCUUGAUGUCCAGACCCAAGGAGAUGGCAACCGCUUCGCGGAGCUAGUACUGGAGAAACCGCUGGACCGGGAGCAGCAGGCGGUGCACCGCUACGUGCUGACCGCCGUGGACGGGGGAGGUGGAGGAGAAGGAGGAGGGGCAGGAGGCACCGGAGGAGGGGGCUCACCCCCUCAGCAACAGCGCACGGGCACGGCCCUGCUCACUAUCCGAGUGCUAGACUCCAACGACAACGUGCCCUCUUUCGACCAACCCGUUUACACUGUGUCCCUGCCCGAAAACUCGCCCCCAGGUACUCUGGUCAUUCAGCUGAACGCCACGGACCCAGAUGAGGGCCCGAACGGUGAGGUGGUGUACUCAUUCAGCAGCCACAUCUCACCGAGGGCGCGGGAGCUCUUCGGUCUGUCCCCGCGUACUGGCCGCCUGGAGGUAAGCGGGGAGCUGGACUAUGAGGAGAGUCCAGUCUAUCAGGUGUAUGUGCAAGCUAAGGACUUGGGGCCCAACGCCGUGCCGGCACACUGCAAGGUACUUGUUCGGGUGCUGGACGCCAAUGACAACGCACCCGAGAUCAGCUUCAGCACAGUCAAGGAAGCUGUGAGUGAGGGCGCGGCGCCCGGCACUGUGGUCGCCCUGUUCAGUGUGACUGACCGCGAUUCUGAGGAGAACGGGCAGGUGCAGUGUGAGCUGCUGGGUGACGUGCCCUUCCGUCUCAAGUCCUCCUUCAAAAACUACUACACUAUCGUGACCGAAACCCCGCUGGACCGGGAGGCAGGAGACUCGUACACUCUGACAGUGGUAGCCCGGGAUCGCGGCGAGCCCGCACUGGCCACCAGCAAGUCCAUACAGGUGCAGGUGUCGGACGUGAACGAUAAUGCUCCGCGCUUCAGCCAGCCUGUCUACGACGUGUAUGUGACCGAGAACAACGUACCAGGCGCCUAUAUCUACGCUGUGAGCGCCACCGAUCGAGAUGAGGGGGCCAACGCCCAGCUUGCCUAUUCCAUCCUGGACUGUCAGAUCCAGGGCAUGAGCGUCUUCACUUACGUGUCCAUCAACUCGGAGAAUGGUUACUUGUACGCGCUGCGCUCCUUCGAUUACGAACAGCUCAAAGACUUCAGCUUCCAGGUGGAAGCCCGGGACGCAGGCAGCCCUCUGGCCCUGGCCGGCAACGCUACUGUCAACAUCCUCAUUGUAGACCAGAACGACAAUGCUCCCGCAAUCGUGGCGCCCCUGCCCGGGCGCAACGGGACUCCAGCGCGCGAGGUGCUACCUCGCUCAGCAGAACCUGGCUACCUUCUCACGAGAGUGGCGGCAGUGGACGCUGACGACGGAGAGAACGCCCGCCUCACUUACAGCAUCGUGCGGGGCAAUGAGAUGAGUCUAUUCCGCAUGGACUGGCGCACGGGGGAGCUCCGCACCGCGCGCAGGGUGCCUGCCAAGCGCGACCCCCAGCGGCCUUACGAGCUGGUGAUAGAGGUGAGGGACCACGGGCAGCCUCCGCUGUCAUCCACCACAACGCUUCAGGUGCAACUGGUCGACGGGGCAGUGGAACCCUUGGGCGGUGGUGGUGGGGGAGGAGCAGGAGGAGGUUCUGGUGGAGAACACCAGCGCCCCAGCCGCUCAGGAGGCGGGGAGACCUCACUGGACCUCACCCUCAUUCUUAUCAUUGCCUUGGGCUCAGUGUCUUUUAUCUUCCUACUGGCUAUGAUAGUGCUGGCAGUACGCUGCCAGAAGGAGAAAAAGCUCAACAUAUACACGUGCCUGGCCAGUGACUGCUGCCUUUGCUGCUGCUGCUGCUGUGGGGGCGCAGGCGGCGGAGGCUCCUCUUGCUGCAGCCGCCAAGCUCGGGCGCGCAAGAAGAAGCUCAGCAAAUCGGACAUUAUGUUGGUUCAGAGCUCCAAUGUACCCAGCAACCCCGCACAGGUACCAGUGGAAGAGUCCGGAGGGUUCGGCUCCCAUCACCACAACCAGAACUACUGCUAUCAGGUCUGUCUGACUCCAGAGUCUGCCAAGACCGACCUGAUGUUCCUCAAACCCUGCAGCCCUUCCCGGAGUACUGACACUGAGCACAACCCCUGCGGGGCCAUCGUCACUGGCUACACUGACCAGCAGCCCGAUAUCAUCUCCAACGGCAGCAUACUGUCCAACGAGACUAAACAUCAGCGAGCAGAGCUCAGUUAUCUAGUUGACAGACCUCGUCGGGUAAACAGUUCUGCAUUCCAGGAAGCUGACAUAGUAAGCUCUAAGGACAGUGGACAUGGAGAUAGUGAGCAAGGAGACAGCGACCACGAUGCCACCAACCGGGGUCAGUCUUCUGGCAUGGAUCUCUUCUCCAAUUGUACUGAGGAGUGUAAAGCUUUGGGCCACUCGGAUCGAUGCUGGAUGCCUUCCUUUGUCCCCUCAGAUGGACGCCAGGCAGCAGAUUACCGCAGCAAUCUGCAUGUUCCUGGGAUGGAUUCUGUGCCAGACACUGAAGUGUUUGAAACACCAGAAGCCCAACCUGGGGCAGAGAGGUCUUUCUCUACCUUUGGUAAAGAGAAGGCCCUUCACAGCACUCUGGAGAGGAAGGAGCUGGAUGGACUGCUGUCUAAUACACGAGCGCCUUACAAACCACCAUAUUUGAAUCAUUUCCAUCCUCUUUCUUGUUUUGUAUAUUGGAAAUAAACACACAUUGACAUUCUGACC
Vombatus ursinus (common wombat) is the source of this 3183-nucleotide messenger RNA. RefSeq names its product protocadherin 10 (gene PCDH10). Gene Ontology annotation, cellular component: plasma membrane. Gene Ontology annotation, molecular function: calcium ion binding. The transcript has 5 exons. Lineage: Eukaryota; Metazoa; Chordata; Mammalia; Diprotodontia; Vombatidae. The record is from RefSeq and is a predicted model, not a curated record. Gene Ontology annotation, biological process: homophilic cell-cell adhesion. The coding region runs from base 1 to 3162 and encodes 1053 amino acids.